Molecule: messenger RNA, 9229 nt
Organism: Syngnathoides biaculeatus (alligator pipefish)
Lineage: Eukaryota; Metazoa; Chordata; Actinopteri; Syngnathiformes; Syngnathidae
Product: storkhead-box protein 2-like
Exons: 4
Coding region: 231-3293 (1020 amino acids)
Biological process (GO): positive regulation of transcription by RNA polymerase II
Cellular component (GO): cytoplasm; nucleus
Molecular function (GO): RNA polymerase II transcription regulatory region sequence-specific DNA binding; DNA-binding transcription activator activity, RNA polymerase II-specific
Source: RefSeq, a predicted model, not a curated record
CUAAAUUGUGUUGAAAACAAGGGCGGAGAUGAAUGUGUAGGAAUGGUUUUGGCGUGAGACUGCGGGGAGCUAACGGCAGCUAGCCUACCUGCAAGUUGGAUGCUAAUUGACAUGUCGGCUAUGCAGCUAGUAUGUGUACAGUAGUCCUUCUGGCAACAUAGAUCAUGUGUUGCAGUAGCAGACAGUUAAAUACAAUGAUAGCGCAUUCGGCGGCCUGCAGCUAGGCGAGCAUGGAGUCUUUCCUGCAGAUCGCGCCCCACUCUCUGGCCAUCGUGUUGUCCAGGGUCGGGGCUGGGGAGGCGGUGGGGGCUGCCGGAGUGUCGGAGAGCGACGAGCUCCCCAGACACCACACCGGCUAUGAGAUAUUUGCCGAUUUCAAAGCGGAAAACACGCAACAUCACGUAUGGAAUCAACGGAUUACCGAGGCUGUGUCCGAGACUUUCUUCCUGGGAUGGAUAGACGAGCAUGUGCUGCUUAUACAGGGGAAGGAGGACCACCUGGAGGUAUUGAGGGAGGGAUGGAUGCGGAGGUCCCUCAACCCGCCUCGGGGAUUCACCAUCAAAUAUCUGGGUGAUGUGUCACCCAUCAGUAUGUCACCUAUCAGCCAAUCCCAGUUCAUCCCUCUGGGAGAAGUAUUGGUAUUGGCUAUCUCUGCUAUGAACUCUGCACAUAAGCCUGUCACCCAGGAGGCCCUGACGGAACAUCUACAGACAUGUUUUCCGGGUGUUCCCACACCAACAGAGGAGGUCCUGCACCACACACUGAACAUGUUGGUCCGUGAACGCAAGAUUUACCCAACACCUGACGGAUAUUUUAUUGUAACGCCUCAAACUUACUUCAUCACACCAAGCCUAGUCCGAACAAGCUCCAAGUGGUACCAUUUAGAUGAUCGAUCUGCUGACCGGCACCAACAGCAGCAACAUCAGAAUCAGCAGCAGAAUCAACAGAAUCAGUGCACCUCCCCCCUCUCUGGCACAAUCACCCCAUCCACUUCUGGCGGCGCACGAGAUCGAAGUCACCCAACAUCAAACCAGAACCACGGUGGGGGUGGCGGACUUGUGGAUUCCUUUUAUAACAACACCUACCGUGGAGACGAUCCCUCCAGUCACCAUACUACUCUGCAACUCAGAUCCCCCAAAGAUCACCGGGAGGUAUAUUCGUCUCCACAGUCACCUCCUCAGCCACCAGGAGGCAGUACAGAAAAGAGCCGAAGCACCCUCGGGUUCCCCUUCAAGACUGACACACUCACAAAGCAUCAUGGAGGAGGAGGGGGUGGAGCAGGAACUGGUGAGCUGGAGAAGCAGGCAGGAAGUGGUACAGUAAGUCGUAAGUUUGGUUUGAAGCUGUUUCGUCUCAGCUUUAAGAAAGACAAGACGAAGCAGCUGGCUGCCUUCUCUGCACAGUUCCCCCCUGAGGAGUGGCCUCUCCGUGAUGAGGAGGCACCAACCCAGCUCCCGCGUCAUGUCGAGAUGGAGAUUAUUCGCAGAAUUAACCCUGAUCUCACAGUGGAGAACCUUGCCAGGCACACAGCAGUCAUGAAGCGUCUUGAAGAGGAGCGUGCACAGAGAAGCAAAGCAUCAUCAGCCAAUCCCAGUUCAAGAAGUAGAAGAAAUGGGGGGAGACAUAGAAAGCAAUCUCAGACCAAACUAAGCCGCUCGCAUAGUAAGACAAGGGUGUCCCGGGGUGAGCAGAGCGAGAAUUCUCAUUUGGAACUAAUUGACAGGGACUAUAGAGCUUACUCAUCAUCACUGGCUUGGUCACCGAGGGAACAUGCUCUGGGCAUGGAGCGGCAACGUACGCGUCUUCAUCUGGCACAUAGCAACCCUAACAUUCUUGACUCCUCUCACCUUCCUGUCACUCCAGAAUGGGAUGUGUCUGGAGAGCUCGCUAAACGAAGGACAGAAAUGCCUUUCCCUGAGCCAAGUCACGGCCCAUCAGCGCACCACUCGAAAGUCCACCGCUCACACUCACACACGCAGGAGAGGAAGUCCAGGAAUGAACGUAGCAAUAAAGCAAAGGAACGCUCCAGAUCCAUGGAAAAUUCUAAAGGACCAUUCGGAGCUGGCUUAAUUGGACCACCCAGUUACUAUGAUGAUCAAAGCCGUUACUAUACUGACGACGCAACCUUACGAGCCAACAACAGCUCUUGCCCCUACCCUCAUGCCACUACUCCCUCAGCUAAGCUGCCUGGGGAAUCAUUAGGGGUAGAUGGUGGCAGAAGUUUAGAGAAAUGUAAGAGUCGAGACAGUCUCCCAGCAUACUCUCCUAAAUCACACCACAACUCUGUCCCUCCUAAUGGCUACUUCCAGUGCACUGGUACUUCUGAUGCUAUACUCACCGCCCCAAGCCCACUGGGAACUCUUGGUAAAAAUAGCCAAGAUGUGUUGAAAUUGGGCUGCAAUGACAGGCAAACACCACAUCCUCCAGAAAAUGAGGACUUUUCAAAAGUGGGACCUAAAGGUGGCAGCCUGCCUCCAAUACCUCUCUCAAUGCCAGAGCUCCCAGGUUCAAAUGCACGACCUCCCCACAGUGCCUCCUGUGGUAAAGAAAAACGUAAGGAGAUCUUUAGUAAAGACACACUUUUCAAACCACCUCCUAGCCUUCCUUUGCCAGGGUACAGCUCUUUGAGGAAAACUCCUGUCCUUGCCUCCUCCACUCUUUCUUCAUCCUGUGAUGCACUUGAUUCCCAGGAGGCCUUUGAUGCUGCCAAACCUCUAGUUGCAACUCCCUCUGUUCCCAUACAAGCAGGGGAACCCACAACUAGUGUUGCAGAGGCCUCCUUUGACUACUACAAUGUUUCAGAUGACGAUGAACUUGAGGAGGGAGGCACGAAAAGUAGAGGAGAGGAUGGCAAAAUGGGAGGGGGUGUUGUGGGAAUGGGAGGAGGUGGAGCAGGCACCAUGCAGUGGCUCUUGGAGCGAGAAAAGGAGAGGGAUCUCCAGAGAAGGUUUGAAAGAACCCUCACCUUUCCUUCUCCUAAAGAAAACCUUCCAGAACCCAGUCAGAAUCAGCAGUCAGCGCACUCUGCCAGACUCGACAGUAUGGACUCUAGCUCAGUUACUGUUGACAGCGGAUUCAACUCGCCAAGAACGAGGGAGAGCCUUGCAUCGAACACCUCGUCCAUCGUGGAGAGUAAUCGUCGGCAGAAUUUGGCUCUGAGUCCCGGCCACCUCGGUAUUACAAACAGCAACGGUCCCCCUUUCUCAUUCCGCGCCAUCCCUGAACCAGCUGGCAGCCAACCGGAAAAACUCCAAAAGCCCAACGCCUGCCUUGCAUCAAUCACCAGCGUCUAGAGGCGUGAUGGAGGACAAGAGGAAGUCCUACCCCAAGGACUGUUAAACAUGCAGACUGUCACAUUGACUACAUCAGUGGAGUUGCCACCACUUUGGAAUUAUAGCUGUUAAUAGACACAUAAACACAAUCUUACAAACAAAGUAAUUUAGACCACCAUGAGACUGCUCUCUUCUCUCAAAAACGCACACACACAGACACACACCAUGCCACUGGGCAAGCUAACCAUGUCAUUUCAUAGCCUUGUGUUUACACACCACUGUCAUAUUCUCUUACUUACAUGGAUUUUACUUUGCCUGUGCGUUUGCUUUCGUGUGAGUUGGUGAGUGUAACGUGUGGGAUAUGCUUGUAUACCAGUAAUCUGGAAUCUCAGGUCAUAUCGUUCUUAUUCCCACUCCAGCUGCUCAAUAUCAGUGCAUCUCCAUCCGAUGGUGUCUUUACACACUGAAGGGUCUGAGGCUCUGCUAACUAUUGUUACUGACACUCCAUGCAGUCAGUCCAGAUCUGCGCACUUUGUCUCGUCUGUUUGCUUGAAUAUGGGGAACAUUUUACAAAAGUGUCAGCUAGACAGAGAUGGAAUUACAUCUAACCUGGGCACAAUUGGUUCCUUAUUAGUUGAGAUGCACAUGUUUCUGUGGUUUCAGCUGGAUCGAACAGGAGCCUAUAUUUCAAAGACAGAACUGAUCCUGCGCGAGUCACACACAUAUAAGUCUAAAGUCUAUCGCCUGUUUAAACCAUACAAGUCUUACACAGUCAGAUAGAUUCCUGAAUGAGCAAUGUCAGGACACUUAUCAAACAUUCAAAACUAUACAUUUAAUGUCAGUGACUUUAACAUCAGGUUAGGAGUUGCGUAGCCAAUCCACAAAACACACAGCAACUCUUUCUCCGUUUCUGUUGUGUUCACUUCAUUGGAACAGCCUGAAUAAAGACACCAGCUUCAGUUUUAGUCGGUUGCAACAGUUUCCUUGACUUUUGGAUACAAAUUUAAGACUGCUACUAUUUAUCAGGUCCACUGGAUGCUGAUGCCUCAUCUCUGCAUCAAGUCAUGUGCUUAAAGCUUAGCAGGUCACAGGAAUGCACCUACUUACCAGUAGAUGUCGCCACAGCACACAUGAGAAAACAUGCACCACUCAGUCUUUCAGGUUACAGUACAGAACUCAGCAUUUUAUUGUGAUGUUAUUAAAACCAACCAAAACAAAGGUUGCGUUGAUUCUGAUUUGUAUUUCUGUCAUGGUUUAUAAAACAUAUUGCAUUCACAGCAUGUAUAAAUGAGUUGGUUGGGAAGAAACUUGAAAUUGCUGCAGAAGCAUUCAGUGGACAUAAGUAAUUUUGUUUCUUAAUUUGGUUAAUAUAACCUGCGAAAAAUUGCACUGAGUUGAUUGCUUGGCACGAGAAUAUGAACACAAUCAGGGCGCAGAAUUUUGAUGCAAAAUGAGCGCCUGUACUGGUAUUUAGAUAGCCACCUGGGUAAUGGGAUCGUAUGGUUUUGAAAAUGAACAUGAAUAUCCAUAUACUGUGAGUGUUGGUCACCGAUAGCAGGGUUGUAAUUUCUUUUUUUUUUCAGUAUUUUUUACUAUAGUACAAAACUGGAAAAAUUUGAGUUCAUCACAUUCACUCAUGGUGCUAAAAAUGCAUUAUGGUCUGUGAUGGUCGUAAUGGUAAUAAGGAGUGAUGAUAUAUUGGAAUAGUAUUAAAUGGCUGCUUACAUGUGGUAAUACAUAACCUUACAAACUAAUGGAAAUGUUCAUAUAUGAUAUCCCCUCUAAGAAGUACCUACAGUGCCCUCCAUAAUUAUUGGCACCCCUGGUUAAGAUGUGUUUUUUACCUUCUAAUAUUUUUUUUCCUAAAUAAUAUGGGACUUUAAUGGGAAAAAAGAGAAAAAUCCAUCCUUCGAUACAAGUGCAUUUAUUCAGGGAGGAAAAAAUCCCACAUAAAGAAAAUUAUUUGACAUCAAAUGUGUCACAAUUAUUAGCACCCCUGGUGUUAAUACUUUGUACAACCCCCUUUUGCCAACAAAACAGCACCUAAUCAUCUCCAAUAAUGUUUCACAAGAUGGGAAAAGACAGAAGGAGGGAUCUUCAGCCAUUCCUCUUUGCAGAAUCUCUCUAAAUCAUCCAGAGACCUGGGUUCUCUCCUCUUCAGCUCACCCCAUAGGUUUUCAAUGGGGUUGAGGUCUGGAGACUGAGAUGGCCAUGGGAGGAUCUUGAUUUUGUGUCUGGUGAACCAUUUCUGUGUAGAUUUGGCCAUAUGUUUAUUGUCAUUGUCUUGCUGAAAGACCCAGUGACGACCCAUCUUCAGCUUUCGGGCAGAGGGUAACAGAUUUUGAUUCAAAAUGUCCUGGUAUUUCAAAGCAUUCAUGAUGCCAUGCACCCUAACAAGGUUCCCAGGGCCUUUGGAAGAGAAACAUCCCCACAGCAUCACUGACCCACCCCCAUAAUUCACAGUGGGUAUGAGGUGCUUUUCAGCAUGCGCAUCUUUCGUGGCACGCCAGACCCACUUAGAGUGUUUGUUGCCAAAAAGCUAAAUUUUGGUCUCAUCUGACCAAAGCAGACGGUCCCAGUUGAAGCCACGAUACCGCUUGGCGAACUCCAGAUAUUUGCGUUUAUGAUUUGAGUGAGGAAAGGUUUUCUCCAUGCUUGCCUCCCAAACAGCUUGUUGGCGUGUAGACAGCGCCUGAUGGUUGAUUUGGAGACUUUGUGACCCAGGAUGCUACCGUUUGUUGUAAUUCUAUAACUGAGCUUUGGAGAUCUUUUGAUUUGUCUUACCAUCCUCCUCACUGCGCGUGGUGGCAAAAUAAACAUGGGUCCUUGUCCAGGCUUGUUUAGCACUGUUCCAGUUGAUUUGAACUUCUUAAUUAUUCCUCUCACAGAGGAUAUGGGCAGCUGCAGUUGAGUGGCAAUCUUCUUGUAGCCUCUGCCUGACCUGUGAAGGUCUACGCACAUCUUUCUCACUUGUAUGGUGUGUUCCUUUGUCUUUCCCAUAUUUAAGAAAGAAAUGGCCUCUGUGUCAUGUCAUAUUUAUACCCUAGGGAAACAGGAAGGGAUGAAUUACUAAUUAAAUGUUCCUACAUACUCUGGCAAACUUUAUAAACUACCAUAGAAAUGACAAAUGCUUCAAUUAUAUUUAUUUCCUGGGAAUUGUUAAGAGUGCCAAUAAUUGUGCAACAGGUGAUUUAAUGAAAAAUAAUUAUUUUUUAGUCAGGGAUUUUUUUCAUUUUCUUACAAUUCAUUUGAGUUGAAGGUUAAAUUUUCCUAAAAUUUUCAGUGUGACAAUAUUCUUCUGCAAUAAACACUAAGUUUAUUUUAAGGCUUUUAACACAUCUUAACCGGGGGUGCCAAUAAUUAUGGAGGGCACUGUAUAUUGGUUUUACACGAGACUGAGCAGGAUUGACUUAUUUGUGUCAAAAUGUGCUUGACACAUUUUUAAGCCUGAGCUGAAAUAUGUUGGUCUGGUCAAACAUGGGAAAUGGUGUGGUACAUUUGAGCCAGUCAUGGUCCGUAUCAGAGAUCCAUUUUUCUGCAGGCUCUGGAAGUUUGCCAGCCAACCUUAUGUUAUCAUCCUACAAGCUCCUCUUCAACUACCUCCACAAUAGCAAAAACACAGCCCGUCCUUUCCAUGAUCACACUGUCAUCAGCCUUUGGCCUGUGAAUGUCUGCACAUACAUACAGUACACACAAAACAUCCAAGUGCUGGACUCCCUGUCCUUUUGUUUACCUUUGUUCACCCACUGUCAUAGCGUAGCUGCUAUAAGCGAGUGAGCCAAAUGCAAAGAUGCAUGGAAAAUCUCAGAUUGGGGAUAUGCACAUUGUAAAGUUCCACUUAAAGAUAUCUAGAACCCCAAACAAUAUAUAUAUCUUAAAUAACCUUAUGGAGUACUACAGCUUUAUUAUCUUUUCUGUACCGGCGUACUGACGUUUCUACAAAUAUGCUUUGGUUUCAAUUAUGCUCUUACUGAAAGUGGUUUGUAUUUCUCCCAGCUUUACAAUAAGAAAUAAAGCAUCCACCAAACAGUACAGUUCAGUUUGGUCCAAUCCCCCAAAUUCUCAACCUGUGAAGCCAGACACCCUCUGUUACAGUAGUUUUAUUUAUUUUCUAGAGUUAAUGCAUGUUCUGGUAUUGAAUGAUUCCCUGCUAGUUACUGUAAGUAUUGGAUGCCUUCACCAUCCUGCCGACAAACAAGUUCAAGCUUGAUCAGGGUUAUUGAUCACUGCACACCACAGUAAACUGAAAUGUACUGCUUCGUAAAAAUGUAGUCUGACUCAAUACAUUCCCUGUUUGAUAUACCUGUAGGUUCUACUUAUUUGAUGGAGCACCGCAAACCUGUGUAUUGAAUAUUGCAAGAAUAUAAAUGUAUGAGGUGCAGUCAAAAAGUCCAAUUUAAUUGAACAUAAUGAAAAUGUUAACCACUUGUAGUUUAAGUACUUGGUUGAAAGGUGUUUUUUUAAGUUUUGUUUUAGCCCAUCCAUAUCCUGUGAGCUAAUUUGAAAUGAUGAUGUUGCGUGAGCAAGAACAAGAACAUGUUUUGAGUGACCUCCAUGACAAGGAAAGAAGUAGCAGGCCAUCUUUAGCGGUUAAUCCUGGGUCUAGUGCGAGGCUCUUGUUCUUGGGCUUUGGUCCUGGACACACACUUUUUGACUGUGUCGUACCCUAUUGCAGCUUCCCCUUUAACACCUUUUAAAAAUAUUUAGUGGUGGUUCCUCCUCCAAAGCAAAGAAUUCAAUCACAGGUCUUUGCUUCUGAUGCGAAUCCAACAAUGAUUUCAUUUCCAAAAUAGAUGACAGAAAGAAGACAUUCUGAAACAAAACUUCAACCUUCAAACAAGUAUUUCAACUACGAACUGUGAACAUUUCUGAAAAUGAAUGCUUGUGGGUUUAGUUCAAUUGGGCUCAAUAUUUUUUAUUUUCUCUGAAGCCUUCUGAAGCAGUCCUUUCUACAAACCUAAACACUAGGCUUUUAGUCCUUCCCACAUAAUUACAAUUUUUUACACUUUGGGCUUUCAUGCCAAGUCUACCUCUGCAGAGGGAACGCGUAUCACCGGUACAUACUAUUGGUUGGUUUCCCAUUCUUUAAAUUAGACACAGUAAGGGUAUAGUUUCUGGGAGGCCUCAUCGCUCAGUGGUUAGAGCAUUGGUUUUGGUGAACCAGGGGUCAUGAUUUCGUAUCUCACUGGGGCCUCCACUCCCCAAGAGGGGUUGCGAUAGGAAGGGUAUCCGGCGUUCAAACUGUGCCAAACAAGUAUGAGCGUUCAUCUGAGAUGUUACGCUGUGGCGACGCCUAAUGGGACAAGCCGAAGAAACUUGUUAAGGGUCUACUUUCUAUUACCGUUACAAUAAGUAUGUGCGCCCGUUCCUUAAAAGUACAGUCAGACUCCAUUAUAUCACAAAUAUUGUAUUAAGCACUGAGUCCUGGAUUCCAAUGAUUAGUUUAUUCCAUAUCCCUGUGCCACAGUUCAGGGUUUUAACCUCUAGUUCCACCUGUAAAAUAGGGCUGUCGACUCUUGUAUGGUGGAGGCCAAGUGGUUCUGUGCCUCAGUGUCUGACUUUGCACUGUCCCUGGCCCGUUCUCCCCGCCACUGUCUGGUCCACAGGCCCUCAAUCUAUCUACCUUAUUGCCCUCCAGCUAGCCAUAGUCAUAUAUAACCUUACAUCCCUUUUCUACACUGACAGUCCACAAAAUGUCUUCCCUUCACAUCAGCAGUGGGUUCAAAACAUUGAGGUCCAACAAUAACAUUGCUUCAAAUAGCAACAUACCUGUAAAUGAUGUUCAUCUGUCAUGCCUAGGUCACUCAGCUAAUUUAAACAAUAAAAAGAGGGAUUUUUUUUUCAAAUGUCUAUAAUAUCUUAAAGUCCCUUUGAUGUUAGUACUGGUGUUACCAUUGUUGUAGUGUAUGUGAUACCCGAUGGGGUUUGUGUUACUUUUUGAGAUAAUAAAAUAAUGA